Molecule: messenger RNA, 634 nt
Organism: Paramecium primaurelia
Lineage: Eukaryota; Ciliophora; Oligohymenophorea; Peniculida; Parameciidae
Source: the annotation of a GenBank genome assembly
AUGUUAAAUUAAGAAUUCUAUGACAAUGCAUUGAAAACAUUGCAAUAAUUGUCACCUGAAAUAUAAGAAUAUUAAUUUCCUCAUUUAAGAUUGUUUACAGAUGGAGAUGAAUUUUAUCGUAUAAAUAAUGAUGAUUAUAGAGAAAUUAUGGUAAAUGAUUGACGAAUCAAAAACAUAUUGUUGGAUUUUGACUUAUGCUAUGGACAAGAGUUUAGCAGCCAAUAUAACUCUUUAUAAAUUAAUUAAUGCAUAAUAAAGAGGUGUUAAUGUAGUUUUAUUUGUGGAUGAUCUUUAAGGACAUUAUAAUAACAAAUUAACUAAAUUAUUUUAAUCUUAUGGAGGAGUGUUUUUGAAUUUGAAUCCUUUAAGUGCUUUUAAAAUAUAUGGAUAAGAGUUCUUUCGUAGACAUCAUGAAAAAAUGGCAGUAGCUGAUCAUAAAGCAAUAUUUGGUACAUCUAACAUAGAAUCUCAUUAUGGUGGUGUUAAAUGGGGCAAACAGACAUUUCAUGAUAUUAACACUUAUACAGAAGGUAGACAUUUAUCAUAUAAUCUUUAAAAACAUUUUAUGUAUUUAGCUAGUUUAUAUAAAAUUUAAUUGAAUCCUCAUAAACCUACACCUAAUGAGGAUUUANGA